Papaver somniferum (opium poppy) is the source of this 2318-nucleotide messenger RNA. Its product is annotated as betaine aldehyde dehydrogenase 2, mitochondrial-like. The coding region runs from base 1 to 1101 and encodes 366 amino acids. The transcript is spliced from 18 exons. NCBI's taxonomy places the organism in Eukaryota, Viridiplantae, Streptophyta, Magnoliopsida, Ranunculales, Papaveraceae. The record is from RefSeq and is a predicted model, not a curated record. Gene Ontology annotation, molecular function: oxidoreductase activity, acting on the aldehyde or oxo group of donors, NAD or NADP as acceptor.
AUGAAUCAGGGUUUGAAAGAUAUCAGUGGUAAAGUGUGUCAUAUCUGUGAAGAGGGUGGUGAUAAUAGUAAUUUUGUGGUAAGUGAUAAAGCAGCAGGAACAGCUGAAGAUGUAGAUCUUGCAGUUGAUGUUGCAAGCAAGACUUUAUCUAGGAAUAAAAGGAAAGAUUGGCCAAAGGCUACUGGAGCUUUUCGUGCUAAGUGUUUGAGAGCAAUUGCAGCUAAGGUACUUGAAAGAAAAUCUGAGUUGGCUAGGCUAGAAGCCCUUUAUUAUGGCAAACCAUUGGAUGAAGCAGCAUGGGACAUGGAUGAUGUUGCUGGAUGUUUUGAGUAUCAUGCAGAUCUUGCUGAAGGCUUAGAUGCAAAGAUAAAGGUUCAUGUUAACGUCCCAAUGGAGACAUUUAAGAGUCAUGUUCGCAAAGAACCCAUUGGAGUUCUUGGUAUGAUUAAUCCAUGGAAUUACCCUCUUCUGAUGGCUAUCUGGAAGGUGGCUCCAUCCCUGACUGCUGGGUGUGCAGCUAUACUAAAGCCCUCCAAGUUAACAUCCAUAACUUGUUCAGAGUUGGGUGAUAUCUGUAGAGAAGUUGGUCUACCUCCUUGUGUACUAAACAUUGUAACUGGAUUAGGUCCAGAAUCUGGUGCUCUUUUAGCAGCUCAUCCUUAUGUCGACAAGAUUUCAUUUACCGGAAGUACUGCAACAGGAAGCAGAAUGAUGACAGCUGCAUCUCAGCUCGUCAAGCCUGUCACUUUGGAACUCGGUGGUAAAAGUCCUAUAGUUAUAUUUGAGGAUACAAACCUUGACAAAGCUGCCGAGUGGACUAUGUUUGGUUGUUUCUGGACAAAUGGUCAAAUGUGCAGUGCAAUAUCUCGACUUAUUGUACACGAAAAUAUUGCAGAGAAAUUUCUUCAGAGACUCGUUAGCUGGGUUAAAAAAGUCAAGGUCUCAGAUCCUAUGGAAGAAGGUUGCAUGCUUGGCCCUGUUGUUAGUGGAGGACAGGCAUCAGUAGAACUUCAAGGCAUUAAAGGAAUGUGGUCUUUAAGAGUAUCUACUGACGAUCCUUAUAUUACCUUUUUGGUUAGCAUCAACUUGUGUACCUUCUAGAUUACCUGCUAUGCGAUGGCAGAUCUCUUUGGAGGGGGUUUCCGUUAGUGUUUAUGCAGCAACUUGAGCUGGUGGAAGGACAAGAGGGCUUAUACCCCUGAAAUCAUACACAAGCAAGAGGUUCUACCAUUAAAUGGCAGCCAUUAUGUCCCUUAGCAGCUGCAAGUUUUUAGGGGGAAGAGUAAAAGAAAUUGGAUAUUCUUUCAAAUGAUGUAUUUGUUAAGGCUCUCGUAAGCAGUGGAAGAACAUCUAUUAUAGUAAAGGGAAGAGGACGGAGAAGCAACUUUUGUGGAUCCAGCGUUGCGUGGAAGGAUGAUGGUUCCUUGGUGUCGAUAUUUUCACUUACGGGGAGUAAUUCUCAAGAUGGACAUUUAUCUGUUGGCCGAAAUGGUGUCAAACAACUACGAACGGUCAUGCAUCCAAAUAUCUUAUCAUUUCUUCACAUCACAAAGGCCGAGAUUUUUGAUGGUGCUACUCCAAAGCAUACUACCUACAUUGUUACAGAGCCUGCCAUGGCAUUCUCUGAGAUGAUCAAGGAACUAGGCCUUGAAGGUACUCAGAGGUAUACCAGGAUUUUCUUGCUUCUUCUAUAACUCUAGAGUUUUUUUUCCAAUUUUCUGGGUAUUUAAACUAGCUGCUCGGGGAUAGUUCGAGGGGGAUACAUGUUUCAUGUAGUUUAGCAUUUCUCCCAGUCAGCAUAUCUCCUUUCCUCUGUACCGUAGAGUGAUGGUUAUCUUUGUAGUUUAGAAUUUCUCCAACCUGAACUUGAGGAGUUGGAAGGAGCUGAGUUGGAGGAACAACUUCUACAACCUGUAGUCCAAACUCAGGUUCAAAUCAAGGAGAUGCAUGGAAGGCAUUGCUUGAUGCAGCUGGAGUGAUUAAAUAUUAACCAACUGAUGAAAACUUAAGGGAUUGAAUGGUUGGCUCCGUUGGUGUUACUGCAGCAACUUGAGUUGGUGGAAGGACAAGAGGGCUUAUACGGUUAUACCCCUGAAAUCACACUCAAGCAAGAGGUUCUACCAUUAAAUGGCAGCCAUUAUGUCCCUUAGCAGCCGCAAGUUUUGAGUAAGUUUCUAUGUAGUUUCUGCUUAUAGUGAUUUAAGUGAGAAUGAACUGAACUCAGGAACUUAGUAGGUUUCUAUGACUUCCCUCAUAAUUUGAUACUUAACAGAUUUAUUUUGGUACUUGAAAAUAAUUUGUAUUCUUUUUUGAAUUGA